This is a messenger RNA of Geodia barretti, 213 nucleotides long. The record is from the annotation of a GenBank genome assembly. Lineage: Eukaryota; Metazoa; Porifera; Demospongiae; Tetractinellida; Geodiidae.
UCUGUGGACGGAGAUAGAGCUACGAGUUGGCAGAGUCCAACCCAACAGUUUUACAGCUCCGCGGGGGACACGGUCCCUGCAGCGAGGCUUACCAUCGACCUGGGGCAGGCGAUGCAUGUGGCAGAGGUUAGAGUAUGGUCUGGAGAAGGAAGAUUGCCAUCCAGUACAACACUGUCUGGUUCAUUAGAUGGACAAGAGUUUAUCGUACUUUCU